Molecule: messenger RNA, 4498 nt
Organism: Notothenia coriiceps (black rockcod)
Lineage: Eukaryota; Metazoa; Chordata; Actinopteri; Perciformes; Nototheniidae
Product: nucleoporin NUP188 homolog
Exons: 28
Biological process (GO): protein import into nucleus; RNA export from nucleus
Cellular component (GO): nuclear pore inner ring
Molecular function (GO): structural constituent of nuclear pore
Source: RefSeq, a predicted model, not a curated record
AUGUGAUCGCCCACUGUGUGCGUGUGAAACCUGUCCUGGAUCUGGUGCAUAAGAUCAUCAGCACAGACUGGACUGUGUCCGACUGUCUGCUGCCUCUCACCUCACGCAUCUACAUGCUGCUGCAGAGGUUAACAUCAGUCAUCAACCCUCCAGUGGAUGUGAUCGCCUCAUGUGUGAACUGCCUCUCUGUACUGGCUGCAAGGAUGCCUGGGAAGGUGUGGUCCAGUCUGCACCACACAGGUUUCCUCCCCUUUGCCUCCAACCCUCUGACCAACAUGGCUCAGUGUGUAAGUGCUGAAGGGAUGAAGGCAGGAAACUACGGCAACCUGCUGGUCCAGAUUGAGCAGCCAAAGGGGGAGUAUGCUGUGACCAUCGCCUUCCUGCGUCUCAUCACAACUCUGGUCAAGGGUCAGCUGGGCAGCACUCAGAACAAAGGUCUGAUCCCCUGUGUGCUGCUGGUGCUGAAGGAGAUGCUGCCCACCUACCACAAGUGGCGUUACAACACCUACGGGGUCAGAGAGAGGAUAGGAUGUCUUAUUUUAGAGCUGAUCCAUGCCAUUCUCAAUCUGAGUCCAGAGGGAGAGGAUCAGGCCAGCACCCCCACCCUCCAGUCUCUGUGUAUCUACAGCCUGGCCAACACUGAGGCUGGACAGGCGGUCGUCAACAUCAUGGGGGUCGGAGUGGACACCAUCGAUGUGGUGCUGGCUGCUCAGCCCAGCAGCUCCGAGGGUCCCGGGCAGAUCCUGAUCCAGACGGUCAAGCUGGCCUUCUCCGUCACCAACAACGUGAUCCGCCUGAAGCCUCCGUCUGACGUGGUGUCUCCUCUGGAGCAGGCGCUGACGCAGCACGGAGGCCACGGCAACAACCUCAUCGUGGUGUUGGCCAAGUAUAUUUACCACAAACACGACCCAGCGCUGCCCCGCCUCGCCAUCCAGCUGCUCAAGAGGCUCGCCACGGUGGCUCCCAUGUCAGUCUACGCUUGCCUGGGCAACGAUGCAGUAGCUAUCCGGGACGCCUUCCUCACUCGGCUGCAGAGCAAGACAGAAGACAUGAGGAUCAAGGUGAUGAUCCUGGAGUUCCUCACGGUUGCGGUGGAAACGCAGCCCGGCCUCAUCGAGCUUUUCCUCAACCUGGAAGUCAAAGAUGGGACAGAGGGUUCAAAGGAGUUCCUGCUUGGUGAGUGGAGCUGCCUCCAUGUGGUGCUGGAUCUGAUCGACUCCAAACAGCAGGGGAAGUAUUGGUGCCCCCCCAUGCUCCACAAAGCAGCGCUGGCCUUCCUGCUCGCCCUCUGGCAGGACCGCAGAGAUAGUGCCAUCUCUGUCCUGCGCACUAAUGGCAGAAAUAGAGAGAGGCCUGGAGUCACUUCACAGGACAAGGGAGCAGGUCAGGCAGGCUUAUGCAGAUGUGGACCCAGAUGUUGCAGAGUUGCUGAGGGAGGAUGCAGAGGCAGUUAUAAACAUCAGCGUGUCAUUGGAAAUGCCAAGCAAGAGCAAAAGAUUACAGAAGAGGAGUAUGACAGUUGGCGACAGACACAUAGUGAUUGUGCAAGAAACUUUGCAGGGUCAAGCAAGGCAAUGGAGCAGGAGUCAGCCAAGAGGAUGUGGGCCAGGUCUGUGAAUCGCCACCAGGUGCGGUACACAGAGAUGUUGUCAGAUGGGGAUAGCGCAGCAUUUAGGGAGGUGGUUGCACUGAACCCAUACCCUGGGCAUGAAGUGGAACAGGCAGAGGAUAAUGGGGAAACACCUGGGCACAAAGACUGCGGAAACUUUUAUAAGCGAGAGGUGGGCGAGAAGCUUAUCCCUGUGUACCACCGCAUGCAAGUGACAGCCUGCUCAGAGAAUGCAGCAUGGAGGUACUCAAAAUGCAAUGUGUGCCUCAACUCUGUGAUAUGGGCGCGGUCCAAAACGGUCUUUGUGGGGAAAAGCGAGUUGAGGCAGCUCGCAAGAUGUCCAUCGCCCCUUCAUGGCCAGGUUGACAGCCUGCUCCAGAGAUUGCAGCAUGAGAAUGAAGAAUUUGUAAUCAAACCGUUACGUGCAGAUAAAUCUAAUGAUUAUUGGUAUAUUCUCUGUUCUCAGUCCGAUGUGAUGCAGCUGACGGAAGACUCGACCAAACUGAAGCUUUUCAUGGACGUCCUGGACGGGACCAAAGCUGCUCUGACCAUCCCGAUGUCUGUGCCUUGUCUUCGUCUCGGGUCCAUGAUGGCCACUCUGCUGCUCAUCCUCCUCAAACAGUGGAGAAGUGUGGUUGCCACAGCUCCGGACAUCCUGUCUCCGCUCUCCCUCAUCCUGGAGAGCGUCCUGCAGGCCGACCACCACAUGAUGGAGAGAACCAAAGCCAAGAUCUUCUCGGCGCUCAUCUCUGUGCUGCAGAUUCAGGGACUCAACGGUGGAGAUAUUUCCCAGCUGCCCCAGCUGCUGCUGUGUGUGUGUGAGACUGUAAAAGACGAGGCGCUGGCGCUCAUCGACAGCACCCGGCACAUGAGCCAGGUGGGGGAGGGGGUGGAGGGGGAGGACAGCAUGGAGACGGACUCUUUCCGCAGUCCGCAGAAGGACCAGAGAGACGGGGUGUGUGUGUUAGCGCUGCACCUAGCGAAGGAGCUGUGUCGCAGCGAUGAAGACGGUGAGCACUGGGUCUCUGUGAUGAGGAAGGUUCCCGUGCUCCCCUCUGUGCUCAGCGCUGUGGAGAUCAGCCUGAGAUCCAAACACAACCUGUACUUCAGCGAGGCGGCCCUUCACCUGCUGCUCACUCUGGCGCGCACUCCUCAGGGGGCAGCAGCUGUGGCUGGAGCAGGGAUCAUCCAGACCAUCUGCCUCCCCCUCCUCAGCGUGUACGAGGGCUCUUCAAACGGAGCAUCACAGAGUUUCUCCAGGAAGUCGCAGGACUCGGCCUGCUGGCCGGGGGUCUACCGCCUCUGCAUGUCCCUGAUGGAGAGUCUGCUCAAGACGCUGCGCUACAACUUCAUCAACGAAGCCCUGGACUUCGUAGGAGUUCAUCAAGAGCGCAUUCUACAGUGUCUGAACGCAGUGCGCACCGUGCAGAGCCUGGCCUGUUUGGACGAGGCCGAUCACACGGUGGGCUUCCUGCUGCAGCUCUCCAGCUUCUGCAAGGAGUGGCAGUUCCAUCUGCCCAAACUGCUGUGGGACGUUCAGGUGAACCUGUGCUAUCUGUGCCAGACCUGCACCUACCUGCUGCACAGCAAGAAGAUGCUCCACCACUACCUCCAGGCCAAAAAUGGCGAAGCGUUGCCCCCUGGUCCCCUCCCCAGGACACAGCGGGCCCCCCAGACCCCGUCUAAAGAGGCGGCCGGUGGAGGAGAGAGAGAGGAGGCGGAGCAGAAGGCCCUGCUGGCGGUGCAGUGCAGUCUGCUGAAGAUCCUCAGCAAAACGCUGGCCACUCUGCAGCACUUCACUCCAGACUGCUGCCAGAUACUGCUGGACCAGAGCAUGGACCUGGCAGAGUAUCGGACCCUGUUCGUGCUCAGCUUCACCACGCCAGCGUUCGACCCCGAUGUGGCCCCUUCGUUUGGGACCCUGCUGGCCACCAUCAACGUGGGCCUGAGCAUGUUGGGAGAGAUAGAGAAGAAGAAAGAACCAGUUUCUCAGAGCAUCGCCUCCCUGGCCUCAUCGGAGGAGAUCCAAGCUCUGAAGUCGUUGCUGAUGUUCACCAUGGAGAACUGUUUCUACGUGCUGAUCUCUCAGGCUGUGCGCUGCCUCAAAGACCCCUCCACCCCCCCCCGGGACAAACAGAGGCUCAAACAGGAGCUCAGCUCGGAACUGAGCACUCUUCUUUCAAGUCUUUCCCGCCAUUUCCGCAGGGGCUCUCCGUCGUCUCCAGCCAGUGGGAUGCUCCCCUCCACCCAGAACAAGCCCCCCACCCCGGGCUCUAAAGCCAGCCACGAGGGCCAGGAGCCCUUCAUCCAGCUGGUGCAGGCCUUCGUAAGACUCGUGCAGAGAUAGACUCCCCCCCCCAGCAGUAGAAUUACAAAACCUUUUUUCUGUACAGUUAUUGCCGUAGUUCAACUAGCACAACUUUGUGACCUGCAGUGAGUGUGUCGUUGUAAUAUUUAAUAAAGAUUGGAGCCAUAAUUUCAACAUUUCGUUUUGCCAAAAUUAGCGCCUGAUUGUGAAAAACCCAACAUGUAUUAUAACGAGGUGCUACUAAACAUCAGUCACUGACUGCCAUUAUCUUACCAAGGCCUAGUUUUAUAGGUCACUAUAUGACCACACAUGUUUCCCUAACCCUUCUUCAAAAGUUACACCUUUCAUAUAUAAUCUCCUCGUGUUUCACGACAAACGUAGAAGGGAAGCUUAUUCUGUCAAGUUUCUUAAUCUCUACUUUUCUAUCUGUGUUUAUCCAUGUACACAUUUUGAAGCAAUUACAAACACACAUGCUAAUAAAGGGACUUUUGUACCACAACUGUUUCUUUCUUUACUUGUACAUAAUUCCUUGAACACACGUUUCAAACCAUCCUAUACACACUGGCCGAUAGAAAGAAAAA